AUGAGCGGAUCAUGGUCCAGCUGUGACACCGGCGAAGUGAUUGCGGGUGAUACUCUGGGUGAUGCAGUACCACGGUUGCACGCUGGCUCGGACGGGAUUUUCUUCCUGCGCUACACGUUGGUUGAUGUGGAACAACCAAAUAAAAAAAAAAAUCCCCUGCAGAAUACAUCAUUUCUCACUCAGGGUGUGUUUUUGGUGUUGGUGUGGAGAAUGGGGACAAAUUGUUUGCUGCUGUACACCCUUAUGGGAGCUGCAUUUUUGGGCAUCCUCCCAAAACUUAAUGCUCAGGAUGCCCAAGAUUCAGCUGACCUUGUACUCUUAAUUGAUGGAUCAGAGAACGUUGGAGCUGCCAACUUUCCUAUCGUCCUUGAUUUGGCUGUCAGAGUGAUCGAGGGGCUUGAUGUGGGCAGGGACAUGAUCCGGGUAGCCCUGGCGCUGUACGGUGCUCGCCCAUCGUUAAAGUUUGAUCUCAAUAACAAUUACGACAAAGAGGCCAUGCAAAAUUUUGUGCAAAACCUUGAAUUCCUCGGUGGAUCUGAUUCUAAUCUGGGGACAGCCUUGGAGUGGGUGUUUGAUGAUAUGUUGGUCUCAGAGGCAGGAGGCAGGGCAGAGGAGGGAGUGCCCCAAACCGUUGUAAUUAUCAGUGCUGGGCAGUCCACUGAUGAUGUCAGUGAUGGUGAAAGGGCACUAAAGCAGGCCAACGUGAUUAUCUUUGGUGCUGCGUUGAGUGAUUCAGCUCGUACCCAGCUGCAGGCUAUCGCAUCCGACAGAAGCUUUGUUUUUUCUGCCUCUGAUAUCAGUGCAGGGGCGACUUUAAGUGAUCAGCUACUUCCAUAUAUUAUCGGGGUGGCCCAACGCACCGUUUUGAUGCGCACUGAGAUCACAGAGAUUCCUGUUUCGAAAAGAGACAUAAUAUUUCUUAUUGACAGCACCAUGGGCACCACAUUGAUCAAUGCAAUUCGUGAAUUUGUCAAAAAAUUUAUCGACAUAAUACCAAUUGGACCUGAUCAGGUGCAAGUUGGGGUGGCCAUGUUUUCCAACACACCAAGAGCUGAAAUUGAACUAAACUCACACAGCUCAAAGGAAUCCCUAAUUUCUGCCCUUUCCCAAAUUAAACCUAAACCAGCACCUGAUAUCAACAUCGGUGCCGCUCUUGACUUUGUAAGAGCCAACAUGCUUGUACCUGAAAAAGGAAGCCGCAUUGAAGAUGCUGUUCCUCAACUUGUGUUGCUGAUCACAGGCAAAAAGUCCAAAGACAAUGUUGAGCAGCCAGCUGAGGCUCUGGAACGAAUGGGUGUCUUGACCAUGGCUGCUGGCUCUCGAACCGCUGAAGAAGCCGAACUUCACAAGAUAGCUUUUAGUAAAAACCUUGUCUUCAUGUUUAAAGACUUCCGUCAAUUACAACGCAACCCUGGAAAGGUUGUAUCUGCACUGUCAACACUUUCAGGUGUUAUCUUCCCAACUGACCCAGUCACGGAAAUAACAACUGUUGAGGUCCAGCGGGUAAUUAGGGAUAUUGUCUUCUUGGUUGAUGGGUCCGACUAUGUUGGAAAUGCUAAUUUGCCUGCUGUACGGAACUUCAUCUCCAGUAUUGUCAACCAGCUGGAUGUUCAACCUGAAAGAGUGCGCAUUGGCCUGACCCAGUUUGCAGAAGGACAGAGGACAGAGUUCAAACUGAAUACUCAUGACAACAAACAAAAAGUGCUCGAUAACAUUGCUCGGUUAAGAUUAAUGGGAGGAAACGUGGUGAAUACUGGGGCAGCUCUUCGUUAUGUUCUAGAAAACAAUUUCCAGGAAUCAUCUGGUUCUCGUAGGAGAGAAGGAGUCCAGCAGGUCCUGGUACUGAUCACUGGUGGUCCAUCUCAGGAUGAUGUCACCAACAUUGGAGAUAGAGUAGCACUGGCUGGAAUCUUGACCUUUGCUGUCGGAGCUGGCCAGGUGGAGGAAACUGACCUGAGGAAAGUUGCUUUUGUUGAUUCUCUGGCAUACUAUAGAAACAGAUUUGCUGACUUGUCAAGUGUUGUGGAACAAAUUAUGACACCACUUAUCACUGUAGUGGGAGAGCCUGUUACUGUUCCUCCAACUAUUAUUGAACGUGAUGAAAGGGAUGUUGCUUUUCUGAUAGAUGGCUCUGAUGCUGUUAAAGGAGAUUUUCCACACAUUCGUAACUUCAUAAUCAAAGUAAUUGAGCCCCUUGAUGUUGCAUCUGAUAAAGUUAGAGUUUCUGUUGUCCAACACAGUGAGAGACCAACAGCUAGUUUCUUCCUUAACACCUACCAAACAAAAGAUGAUGUCUUGAGGGCUCUAAGGCAACUUAGUCCUAUCGGUGGUAGGAGUCUGAAUACUGGAGCAGCAUUAACAUAUAUGAAGAACAACAUUUUAGCACCAAAUGGUGGGGGCAGAGCAGCCCAAAAUGUCCCCCAGUUUUUGAUUACUUUGAUGGGAGGAAGGUCAAGGGACAGUGUAAAGGAAGCUGCCAGUGCAUUAAAGACUGAAGGAGUGGUACCUUUUGGUAUUGGGGUCAAAAAUGCAGAUUCUAAACAAAUUGCAGCUAUUUCUCACAAUCCAUCGUUUGCCUUCAACGUGAAAGAAUUCAGCCAGCUUGGCUCAGUCCAUCAAAAACUUAAUACCUACGUUAAUCUGCCAAAGACCGAACUGGAAGUCGUUCUUAGGGAAGAUGAUGGGAAAAAAGAUGUUGUUUUUUUAAUUGAUGGCUCUGACAGCACCAAGGAAAGUUUCUCAAGUAUGAAAAGCUUUAUCCUGCUUUUGGCAGAAAGGUUAAGUUUGGGGCAGGACAAAGAUCGUAUUUCAGUGGUCCAGUACAGCGAGAACGCAACUGUUGAUUUCUUUCUAAACUCACAUUUCUCAAGGGAAGGUGAAGUUAUUGACAGUAUAAAACACCUGCGCCACAAAGGUGGAAAACUUCGUCACACCGGCGCAGCUUUGCAAUAUGUAAAGGAUAAUGUCUUUUCGGUCCUCUCAGGAAGCAGACGUUUAGAGGGUGUACCACAAUUUUUGGUUCUGUUGAGUGCAGGACGAUCUAGGGAUGAUGUGCGGAGGCCAGUUAAGGCCUUAAAAGAAAUUGGAGUUUUUCCAUUGAGUAUUGGUACACCAAAUGCAGAUACUCUUGAACUACAAACAAUAUCCCAUCAACCAGAUUACUUUAUUAUUGUUAACUUUGAAAGCCUUUUUACAAUUAAAGACAAUGUUUUGUCUUUAAUAAAAGAAGUAUCAAACAAACAAGUGGUAACCAGCAUGCCUUCAGUUUUGGACUCUAUAAAAAAAGAUGUUGUAUUUCUUGUGGAUGGAUCUGAUGAUAUUAAAAAUGGCUUUGAGGCAAUCCGUUCUUUUGUCCAGAAGAUUGUUGAAAAUCUCAAUGUAGAUGAAAACAAUGACAGAGUUGCCCUGGUCCAGUACAGUAGAGAUGCCACUGCCAAUUUUUAUCUUAACUCAUAUUCAACCAAGAAGGAAGUGCUGAAUUCAAUACAGUCUGUUAAACACAAAGCAGGCAGGCCACUGAACAGUGGUGCUGCUCUCCAGUUUAUUAAAGAUUAUAUAUUUACUCCAUCUUCUGGAGGCAGACACCCUGAGGGAGCACAACAGUUAUUGUACAUAUUUUCUGGUGGACGAUCAAAUGAUGAUAUCAGAGGUGCAUCUCAAGCAUUAAAGGAACAUAAAAUAACAGUCUUUACCUUUGGAACAAGAAAUGCUGAUGCUUUGGAAUUACAGACAAUGUCCUCUACACCGGCAUAUGCUUUCUCCAUACCCGACUUUAACUUCCUUGACAGCACCCAUAAAUUAGUCACCUCUGUCACUGGUGUAGAAGAAAGUUUAACAAAGGUUUUAAUAUCUGAGGCAAAUCACUUUCAAAGUAAAGAUGUGAAAAGAGAUAUUGCUUUUCUUGUGGAUGGCUCAGACAAUACCAGAAGAGGAUUUCAAGCACUACGUGAUUUUUUGUACAGUGUUAUUUCAGAACUCACCAUUGGAGUCAAUGAUAACCGAAUUGCAGUAAUUCAGUACAGCAACGUAGCAGUUGCAAAUUUUCAUCUAAAUUCAUUUUUGAGGAAAGAAGAUGUACUCAAUGCCGUUAAGGGCCUUAUCCACAAAGGUGGAAGACCCCUUAAUACAGGCUCUGCCCUGCAGUAUGUUAAUAAUGAUAUAUUUACUGAAACUUCUGGCAGUAGAAAGCAUGAAGGAGUCCCUCAAAUACUAAUUCUCAUGUCUGGGGGGAGGUCAAAAGACAGUAUUAAUGAGCCAGUUACUACUCUCAGUCAUGCUGGAGUCUCAAUAAUUGGAAUAGGUACACAAAACUCUGACAUCCAGGACUUACCAAAAAUUUCACCAGAAAUAACAUCAUUUAUUGUGGAUGACUAUAAUGACCUACCAAAUAUUAAACAGAAGAUAAUAGUAGCUGUGGAAAGUGAUGUGUUAAAAGGCACAACAAAAAAGGAAUCUGUGGUUGGCAGAAUAAAUAAAACCCUUGAUAUAGCAUUCCUUCUGGAUGGUUCAGAUGGCACUAGAAAUUCAUUUCCAGCAAUGCGUGAUUUCAUUCUAAGCAUUGUGGACAGACUGAAUGUGUCAGAGUUUGGAGAUCGGGUCUCUGUAGUCCAAUUCAGCAGAGAUCCAAAGGUAGCUUUCUAUUUCAACACAUACAAAACAAAGAAGAGUCUUCGUAACACAGUUAGAGGCCUCAGGCACAAAGGAGGAAGACCUCUCAACACGGGAAUGGCUCUGCAGUAUGUGAGAGACAAUGUUUUCACUCCUUCUUCUGGGAGCAGACGUUCACAGGGUGUUCCUCAGGUAUUGAUUUUGCUGAGUGGAGGAAGGUCAUUUGAUAACGUUGACGUGCCAGCCUCUUCCCUGAAAGAGCUUGGAGUCUUGAUCUUGUCGGUGGGAUCAGUAGACUCAGAUAGCAAUGAAUUGCACAAGAUCUCAAAUGACCCUAGUUCCACACUGUCAGUAAGAGACUUUACCUACUUAGCCAAUGUGCAAGAGCAGCUGCUUUCCAUCAUUAACACUGCGCUUAUAAGAGCCACAGGUACCCCUUCACCAGCAGUAGUUGAGACUCAUCUACCAAGAAGAGAUGUUGUAUUCCUCCUGGAUGGUUCACAAGGCAAUAGGAAUGGGUUCCCAGCAAUGAUAGAAUUUGUUCAACGUGUGGUGGAGAGGUUGAACAUAGGCGAGAACAAUGAUCGUGUUUCUGUAGUCCAGUUCAGCAGAGAUGCUAGGAUCCAUUUCUACCUUAACACAUACACAACAAAGGAGGACAUUCUAGGCCAAGUCAGAGGUAUAACACCCAAUGGAGGAGGGCCCGUGAUGAUGGGGGCAGCUCUACAGUAUGUCAAAGACAACAUCUUUACGGCCUCCUCGGGUAGCAGACGCCUGGAAGGGGUACCACAGCUCCUGAUCCUGCUGAGUGGAGGAAGGGCAUAUGACAAUGUGGAUAUCCCCUCCUCAGCACUGAAGGAUCUGGGAGUCUUGAUAUUCGGAAUAGGAUCAGGGGCCUCUGAUAUCAGUGAACUGGAGAGAAUUUCAUUUGAUCCUAAUUUUGCUCUGACUGUGUCAGAUUUCAAAAAUCUCCCAAAUGUCGAAAAGCUAUUAUUGACUUCUAUGGACGCUGUGGCAGUUCCCAUCUCUCCAACGUCCUCACCUUCUCUUGUUGACUCUGAGGUUCCCAGAAAGGAUGUUGUGUUCCUGUUGGAUGGGUCAGAUGGGACUAGGAAUGGCUUUGCUUCCAUGCUUGCCUUUGUAGAAAGACUAGUGGAAAUAUUUAACAUUGAUGACAACAUGGACCGUGUGUCAGUGGUCCAGUACAGUACAAAUGCUGAGGUGCAUUUCGAUCUAAAUUCUUAUUCAACAAGAGAUGAAAUCCUCAAUGCCAUCAGCAAUGUAAAGCACAAAGGCGGAAGACGUGUUAACACAGGGUCAGCUCUCCAGUUUGUGAGAGAAAACGUCUUCACCGCCUCUGCUGGCAGUAGACUUCAACAGGGCGUACCCAAUAUUCUCAUCCUGAUCAGGGGAUCAAGGUCAACCGAUAAUGUUGAUCAGCCGGCCACCGCCUUGAAAGAGAGUGGAGUCUUAAUUUUUGGUGUUGCCACCAGGAAUGUGAGCAGUGAAAUUGAGCGAAUUGCAAAUAGUCCCUUCUAUACUCAAACCGUUUCUGAGCUCUCAGACCUAGCCAGUGUCCCGAAACAAUUUUACACCUCUUUCAGAAGUGCACUUCUUGAUGUAAUGCCAGUGAAACCUACAGUUAUAGUUGAACAAAGAUUUAAGCCGAAGGAUGUCGUAUUCCUUCUGGAUGGGUCCGACGGCACUCGGAAUUCUUUCCCAGCAAUUCGUGAUUUCGUUGAAAGCACUGUGGAGAGAUUAAGUGUAUCAGAGGGGAGAGACCAGGUCUCUGUAGUCCAAUUCAGCAGAGAUCCAGAGGUGCAUUUCUAUCUCAACACAUACGCAGCAAAGGAGAGUGUUCUUAACACGGUUAGAGGCCUGAAUCAUAAGGGAGGGAGACCCCUCAACACGGGAAUGGCUCUGCAGUAUGUGAGAGACAAUGUUUUCACUCCUUCUUCUGGGAGCAGACGUUCACAGGGUGUUCCUCAGGUAUUGAUUUUGCUGAGUGGAGGAAGGUCAUUUGAUAACGUUGACGUGCCAGCCUCUUCCCUGAAAGAGCUUGGAGUCUUGAUCUUGUCGGUGGGAUCAGUAGACUCAGAUAGCAAUGAAUUGCAGAAGAUCUCAAAUGACCCUAGUUCCACACUGUCAGUGAGAGACUUUACCUACCUCCCCAAUGUGCAAGAGCAGCUGCUCUCCAUUGUUAACGCUGCGCCCAUAGGAGCCACAGGUAUCUCUCCCCCAACACGAGUUGAGACUCAUCUACCAAGAAGAGAUGUUGUAUUCCUCCUGGAUGGUUCACAAGGCAAUAGGAAUGGGUUCCCAGCAAUGAUAGAAUUUGUUCAACGUGUGGUGGAGAGGUUGAACAUAGGCGAGAACAAUGAUCGUGUUUCUGUAGUCCAGUUCAGCAGAGAUGCUAGGAUCCAUUUCUACCUUAACACAUACACAACAAAGGAGGACAUUCUAGGCCAAGUCAGAGGUAUAACACCCAAUGGAGGAGGGCCCGUGAUGAUGGGGGCAGCUCUACAGUAUGUCAAAGACAACAUCUUUACGGCCUCCUCGGGUAGCAGACGCCUGGAAGGGGUACCACAGCUCCUGAUCCUGCUGAGUGGAGGAAGGGCAUAUGACAAUGUGGAUAUCCCCUCCUCAGCACUGAAGGAUCUGGGAGUCUUGAUAUUCGGAAUAGGAUCAGGGGCCUCUGAUAUCAGUGAACUGGAGAGAAUUUCAUUUGAUCCUAAUUUUGCUCUGACUGUGUCAGAUUUCAAAAAUCUCCCAAAUGUCGAAAAGCUAUUAUUGACUUCUAUGGACGCUGUGGCAGUUCCCAUCUCUCCAACGUCCUCACCUUCUCUUGUUGACUCUGAGGUUCCCAGAAAGGAUGUUGUGUUCCUGUUGGAUGGGUCAGAUGGGACUAGGAAUGGCUUUGCUUCCAUGCUUGCCUUUGUAGAAAGACUAGUGGAAAUAUUUAACAUUGAUGACAACAUGGACCGUGUGUCAGUGGUCCAGUACAGUACAAAUGCUGAGGUGCAUUUCGAUCUGAAUUCUUAUUCGACAAGAGAUGAAAUCCUCAAUGCCAUCAGCAAUGUAAAGCACAAAGGCGGAAGACGUGUUAACACAGGGUCAGCUCUCCAGUUUGUGAGAGAAAACGUCUUCACCGCCUCUGCUGGCAGUAGACUUCAACAGGGCGUACCCAAUAUUCUCAUCCUGAUCAGGGGAUCAAGGUCAACCGAUAAUGUUGAUCAGCCGGCCACCGCCUUGAAAGAGAGUGGAGUCUUAAUUUUUGGUGUUGCCACCAGGAAUGUGAGCAGUGAAAUUGAGCGAAUUGCAAAUAGUCCCUUCUAUACUCAAACCGUUUCUGAGCUCUCAGACCUAGCCAGUGUCCCGAAACAAUUUUACACCUCUUUCAGAAGUGCACUUCUUGAUGUAAUGCCAGUGAAACCUACAGUUAUAGUUGAACAAAGAUUUAAGCCGAAGGAUGUCGUAUUCCUUCUGGAUGGGUCCGACGGCACUCGGAAUUCUUUCCCAGCAAUUCGUGAUUUCGUUGAAAGCACUGUGGAGAGAUUAAGUGUAUCAGAGGGGAGAGACCAGGUCUCUGUAGUCCAAUUCAGCAGAGAUCCAGAGGUGCAUUUCUAUCUCAACACAUACGCAGCAAAGGAGAGUGUUCUUAACACGGUUAGAGGCCUGAAUCAUAAGGGAGGGAGACCCCUCAACACGGGAAUGGCUCUGCAGUAUGUGAGAGACAAUGUUUUCACUCCUUCUUCUGGGAGCAGACGUUCACAGGGUGUUCCUCAGGUAUUGAUUUUGCUGAGUGGAGGACGGUCAUUUGAUAACGUUGACGUGCCAGCCUCUUCCCUGAAAGAGCUUGGAGUCUUGAUCUUGUCGGUGGGAUCAGUAGACUCAGAUAGCAAUGAAUUGCAGAAGAUCUCAAAUGACCCUAGUUCCACACUGUCAGUGAGAGACUUUACCUACCUCCCCAAUGUGCAAGAGCAGCUGCUCUCCAUUGUUAACGCUGCGCCCAUAGGAGCCACAGGUAUCUCUCCCCCAACACGAGUUGAGACUCAUCUACCAAGAAGAGAUGUUGUAUUCCUCCUGGAUGGUUCACAAGGCAAUAGGAAUGGGUUCCCAGCAAUGAUAGAAUUUGUUCAACGUGUGGUGGAGAGGUUGAACAUAGGCGAGAACAAUGAUCGUGUUUCUGUAGUCCAGUUCAGCAGAGAUGCUAGGAUCCAUUUCUACCUUAACACAUACACAACAAAGGAGGACAUUCUAGGCCAAGUCAGAGGUAUAACACCCAAUGGAGGAGGGCCCGUGAUGAUGGGGGCAGCUCUACAGUAUGUCAAAGACAACAUCUUUACGGCCUCCUCGGGUAGCAGACGCCUGGAAGGGGUACCACAGCUCCUGAUCCUGCUGAGUGGAGGAAGGGCAUAUGACAAUGUGGAUAUCCCCUCCUCAGCACUGAAGGAUCUGGGAGUCUUGAUAUUCGGAAUAGGAUCAGGGGCCUCUGAUAUCAGUGAACUGGAGAGAAUUUCAUUUGAUCCUAAUUUUGCUCUGACUGUGUCAGAUUUCAAAAAUCUCCCAAAUGUCGAAAAGCUAUUAUUGACUUCUAUGGACGCUGUGGCAGUUCCCAUCUCUCCAACGUCCUCACCUUCUCUUGUUGACUCUGAGGUUCCCAGAAAGGAUGUUGUGUUCCUGUUGGAUGGGUCAGAUGGGACUAGGAAUGGCUUUGCUUCCAUGCUUGCCUUUGUAGAAAGACUAGUGGAAAUAUUUAACAUUGAUGACAACAUGGACCGUGUGUCAGUGGUCCAGUACAGUACAAAUGCUGAGGUGCAUUUCGAUCUGAAUUCUUAUUCGACAAGAGAUGAAAUCCUCAAUGCCAUCAGCAAUGUAAAGCACAAAGGCGGAAGACGUGUUAACACAGGGUCAGCUCUCCAGUUUGUGAGAGAAAACGUCUUCACCGCCUCUGCUGGCAGUAGACUUCAACAGGGCGUACCCAAUAUUCUCAUCCUGAUCAGGGGAUCAAGGUCAACCGAUAAUGUUGAUCAGCCGGCCACCGCCUUGAAAGAGAGUGGAGUCUUAAUUUUUGGUGUUGCCACCAGGAAUACCUAG
Messenger RNA from Clarias gariepinus (North African catfish), 9705 nucleotides. Its product is annotated as collagen alpha-3(VI) chain-like. The record is from RefSeq and is a predicted model, not a curated record. The transcript has 21 exons. Lineage: Eukaryota; Metazoa; Chordata; Actinopteri; Siluriformes; Clariidae. Bases 1 to 9705 code for a protein of 3234 amino acids.